Durusdinium trenchii is the source of this 1146-nucleotide messenger RNA. NCBI's taxonomy places the organism in Eukaryota, Dinophyceae, Suessiales, Symbiodiniaceae. The record is from the annotation of a GenBank genome assembly.
AUGUUGGCCUCUGUGCCGUCCUUGCUGACAACAUGUCAGCGUUCGGCCCUUUUUGCGCAGCAGGGGCUUCCUCCGCCAUCCACACGUUGUAGGGUAAAGAUGUCCUGCAAGGUGGAGGAGGAUCAAGCCCUUCGGAUUCUUCGACGUAGUGCUGUGGCCUUUUGUGCUGCAAGCAUCGGCAGAAAGGUCGCAAGCGCUAAGACUGCUAAGACCUCUGAGUCUGGAAAGACGGCCUUGAUCACAGGUGCCUCGACUGGAAUAGGCAAGGCGACUGCAGCUGAGCUGGCACAGUCUGGCCAAUAUUCACGGAUUUUCCUGGCUGGGCACAACGAAGCCAAGACUCGACAGGCCAUGAAGGAUUUGCGCGCUGAAGUUCAAUUGGACUAUUUGCCAUUGGAGCUUGCCUCCCUGGAGUCUGUGCGUCAGGCAGCUAAGACAUUUCAAGACUCCCAGUUGCCUUUGCACACACUUAUUUGCAAUGCAGCUGUCAUGGCGAUACCUGAAAGGCAAACAACGAAGGAUGGCUUCGAGCUUCAGUUUGAGGUAAAUUAUCUCAGCCACUUUCUUCUGGUCAACUUACUAAUACCACAACUGGCAAGCGCUGGAACGAAGGAGGAUCCCGCCCGCAUCAUUAGCGUCUCCUCUUCUGCGCACUUCGUCCGCAGUCCCUUGGCCUUUGGAGAUACCGAUGCUUUGAAUCUGGAAGACUCUUCAGGUCCACGGGCCUACUACCCCUGGACGGCCUAUGGACAAUCCAAGCUGGCACAGGUGAUCUUCACCUACGAAUUGGCCCGUCGCUUGGCUGAGCGUCAACUGCCCGUCGUGGCCAACGUCUUGGACCCGGGCAUCGUGGACACCGAGCUGCAGCGCUACCUGCCAACGCCCGCGCCCACGGCGGUGAUGCGCUUCGCCAAGUCGCCGAAGCAGGGCGCGGAGACCUCGGUGAUGUUGGCCUUGGAAAAGACGAAGACCUCGGGUGGCUAUUGGGUGGAUGGGAAGAAGGCAGAGAGCCUUGGCCGCGGACCACCACCACUGCCGUUCAACAAGGAAUUGGGUGUCGAAGGGUCCACGUCCUAUGACACCAAAACAUGGGCAUCCCUGUGGCGCCAGAGUGCUGAGCUUGUUGGGAUUCAAACACCCAUUUGA